Molecule: messenger RNA, 3943 nt
Organism: Triticum urartu
Lineage: Eukaryota; Viridiplantae; Streptophyta; Magnoliopsida; Poales; Poaceae
Biological process (GO): regulation of flower development
Cellular component (GO): nucleus
Molecular function (GO): protein binding; DNA-binding transcription factor activity
Source: RefSeq, a predicted model, not a curated record
AAAUGCAAGCGCCAAGACUUGAACCCUAAUAGACUGAGAUACCACUAUCCCUCUAACAAUCCAACCACUGCCGAUGUUGGCGGCUGAGAAUUUGUGCGCUGAGCCAAACCCAACCAAGUUGGACGCUCGCUCUGGGUUGUACUGGGUGUGCAGUGCAGUGGUGAGAAUGAGAUGGAAGAUCUCCGUCCGGCCCCCGACCCGACGCGAGAUCUUGAUCGAUCGGAAUCACCUGUCACGCCAUCGGGAUGGAUGCCCGAUAUGUUGGGAUCCGGUACGUAAAUCUCCUCACGCUACAGACGCCCCCGUACGAUCUCUAUCUAGGUUUUACACGGUCGCCUUUAACCAACUCUGGCCGUGGCCGGGUGUGGGUACAAGAAGUAAAGCGGCCGGCGGUGAAAGGAAAGCUGCCUAGCUAGGCAUAGGGCUCGUCGAUCCUUGAGGCUCAAGAUACAUAUGUCGAGCUACAGCUUACAGUAGCUACGUAGGUAGACGGCUAUGGGUAGGCUGACAUGAGGUGACCCAAAGGGGACAGCCACUCGACCGGAUUCUAUUCGGCGAGAACUAGAUUGUCGACCCGCUAACCUCAUUUCCCCGAUACCUCAACCUUUCCCGCCCUCCGUCACGCGUAAUCACAACAGUUAUAAUCAACGCAGACUCAAACUCACUGCGCCCGGCCGUUACCUACGUACCAUCAUCCAGAUUAUUACUCCCUCUUAUAUAUAUAUAAGACGUCUUAUAUUUAUUUACACAGAUAGUAGUAUCAUAUAUCUUAACUUUGUCCUAAAUUACUUGUUUUAAAUUUGUCUAGAUACGUACGAAUGUACCUAACACUAAGACGUGUCUGAACUACAAAAAUGUCUUAUAUUAUGAGAUGGGGUUACUAUUAUUCUCCAUAGAUUAACAUCCUGAUAGAUAAUCAUUGAACGCUAAAGGUUGCACGCACCCAUCACGCACGCAAAUCAUUGCCAGUGCAAAAAAGGUUCGAGUUCCGUGGAGCUCAGGGCCUAUUUAUGAUCGAGACAGGGUUUAGCAAGCUCACCUAGUAACCUCCGAUGGUUAAUUCAGUUCCGCUAGCUAUUAGCUAAUGAUAUCAGCUGUAGUCGUUGCGUUGGCCCGACCAAAUAUGGGAGGCGGUUCCCCUAUAAAUCACGGGGCCGGCUCCGUCGCCAUGGUUAGCUAGCUACCUAGCACGUACCUAGGCGGCUCCCUUUUGACCCUUCUUCUUCUUCCUCCUUAUGCCCUCGGCUCGGCUAUAUAUACGCAACAGCCACCUCUCACUUCCCUAGCUAUCUUCAAUUCACCGAUAAACUUCCACAUCUCCAGCCCCUUCAUAGCUAGCAAGCUCAGAGCUUGAGCGCACAAAUGAUGAAGAUGUUCUUCCAAGAGGACGCGCCGCAGCCAGACGAGCAGCUACGCAUUGAGGGGAUCUCAAGCCCCAUAGCUGCUCACAUACUUGAUUUCUGUGAUGACGGCCUGGGUGAUAACCUCCUUGCUGCAGUGACCUCUACCUCCGGCCCGUUUGCUGCCUCCUCUGAGGAUGUUUCAUCCUCCUCCACUGCCACCCCUCCUCUCUGCAGCUACAGCGAUGACAUCCCAGAAAUGCCCUUCUCCCCGUUACCCUGCUUUGACUCUACUCUCUCAGCCCUACUCGAGGAAGAGCAAAACGCGUGCCCUGAAACCGAGCUCAUUCCCCCGAUCAACGAGACACUUGCAGCACCAGGAUACUAUCAAGCUGCGGCCGGAGAGGCCAGCAUAGAGCAAUUCGGCCAAUCACGGCUUCCCCAGAGUUCUGAUCCCUUGCUGGCAAUGCAAAUGAGCAGCACUGCACCUAUCUCUAUGCCUCUUGCUCCAGGGUGUGAUGAAGAGUGCCUCACGGCGGCACUAGCCAGAGGGUACAUGAGCCUGGAUGGUGCCCUGUAUCCGCAAACAGGAGCAAUGAUCCCGAGUUACAACACAGAGGCAUCAAAAGUAGGAUUCUUCAAUGGUAAUAGUGCUAAUAGCAAUGGUAUGGUGGUGUUAGAUAUGAGUGACAUCGGUGAGUAUCAGAGGAUGAUGGAAGGUGAAGGACUGACCAGAACAUAUAGCGACACAGAUUCCAUGAAGGGGGCUUACAGCAACACUGCAGAGAUGCAGAAUGGGGGGAACAACCAAGACCUGAUAAAUGGAUGCAACGGAAGCCCACCAACAUUACCUCCAACAGAAACCUCAGGCUUAGAAGAUUCCACCUUCAAAGUUGUGCGUCUUUCAGCUGAACAGAGGAAGGAAAAGAUCCACAGGUACAUAAAGAAAAGGAAUGAGAGGAACUUCAGCAAGAAAAUAAAGUAUGCUUGCAGAAAAACUUUAGCAGAUAGCAGGCCCCGGGUCCGUGGAAGGUUUGCAAAGAACGAUGAACUUUGUGAAGCAACAAGAUCAAGCUCCCAAAAUCAUGAACAGUACGGACAGAUUGCGGGUGCAGAUGGAGAAGACAUGCUUGACUCGUCCGAUAUUCUGGCACAUUUGAGUGGGAUAAACAACUACAGCUAUAAGUAUAAUUGUACCAUUGAAUCAUGGAUAUGACUACCACACCUGCACAAACUGAAGUCUGUGUUCUGCUUUCAGUUAUGCAACCAUAAUCUAUAGUUUCCCCUUGAUCCUAGUAAAAUAAGGCUACAGCUUUACAGGUUCUGUCACAGGAGAAGUGCUUUUAGUUCAAGUUAUUGUAGACUUGGUGUAUUGUAUCAAUCUGUUCUCGCCUUUUGCCGUUCUUAACAGUGAGUGUGUUAGUUAGAGUCUCCAGAGCAGUGAUUUGUAAAAAUAGAAUUGUGUCCUUGUCAUAAUAAACAGUAUCAAGAGUUACCCAAACUAUUCGCCAUUCUAAGGUCUCCCCACUUGGUGUACAUAAUAACAGUAUUCACGGGAGAACAAGGCGUGGAAGUAAGGCAACUUUGGAUAAUCUAAAAAAUCUGAAUAGCACUCCAGUACAGAGAAUCCGUAACAUCUGGCCGUAUGUCAAGAAGAUAGACAAAUUAGAAUCCAGUACGAUAUAGGAGUAAUUAAAAUGAGAGUUGCAGCUCAGAAACUUCUGCCAUUUCAAGUAUAAUCAUAUAUGUAUCAAAUACUGGAAAUGCACAAUACAUUUGUUAACAUGAUCAUGUUGCUGGUCAUAAGCAAUUAGUGCAUCACAGACCAUUUGUAUGUGAAAGCUUAUGCACAUCACCAUUGGAUAGCAGAAAUGCAGGACUCACAUAAUGCGGUUGGAUUCAUUUGAAUUAUAAGCAAAAGGCAAAAUGGGCUUAUAACCAAUUAGGCCAAGAACUCCAAAUUUUAGUUAGUGGCAAAAAGAGAGCGACCCCAUCUUAAAAAUAAUUGCCCAUCCAUCAAGAGCACCGCAGAAAAUGAGAAAAACAAACGGGGCGGAGGAGAUCCUCCUAGAGGAUUCUGAACUAUUCUAGGCCAAACCCUUGUAGAUCGGGUCGGUUACAAGAGAGAACCCAAAAGCCUAUCUACACCAGGCCCAUUGUACAGGCCCAAGAUAUAAAGAAAUAACAAAUAUUGCAGUUAUAAACUUAUAAUUCAUUUCAGAUACAUGCCGUACUUAAAAAAAAGGUUGUAGUAGAACUGAAAGGUGAAGUAGACACAGCAAUGGGCACUAUUUUUUACAUCAUGUACUCAGUAACGCUAAGAGUGUGGUGAUAGGUUCUUGUCUUCUUGACAACAAAACAUAAACAUUUCAAUUGAUGGGUUUCAGCUUGAAUUCAAGUUAUCCAACAAUAACCCACAAUAUAGAAAAUCGGCAGUUGGUUGACAGAGAAAAUCCUAAUUUAUACAUUAAUUUUUCAUUCUUUCUGAAACUGAAACGCUGCCUCUAAGGUUCCAGCAAAAGUUCCAACCUGACCAUAAAUAAUUUAAAUAUCUCAAGUUAAACGGAAACACCCUCCCCUCCAGAAGUGAAACUGGAAGGUGG